GUUAAGUGUCUACACGCCAAACACAACAAUAAUGGCGUUAACUGUAUUGUGUCUAUUCAACUCAAACGGUUAUGCUCCAUUACCGUCAAUCUAGUUUUUCAAUAGAUCUCUAGAUCAAUAAAAAUGUGCACGUCGAAUGAAUCUUGUGUAUGCGCGUAGGUGCGUGUGCGUGUGUAUAUGUAUGUGCAUUUAGUUUAAGUGACGAGUGACGAGUGACGCCGCAUCCAUCAUUUAAAAGCAUAUGACAUUUUCCAUUACCGAAGUUCAAUUGAAACGCGCACGCGAUUAGUAUUAUUUCAAGCCGUCAAUUAUUAAACGGUUUAAUGAUUUUGUGAAACGACUAUCGUCGAAGCAUAAUUAAAGCAUUAUUUGCUAUUGUUUUACAAUUGUGUUUGUGGUUACUUUGAAAAGCUGUUUGUUAGAGCCAAUGGUCACGUGCGUGCCACCACCACCGCCACCGCCUACGUUAACUAUGCUGCCUAUGGUGCCGAUUAAUCCUUUUGUUGUAGCUCUCAAAACAUCGGCUCCGGCGGCAAUAACAUCACCCACUAGUACGACAACAAACACGGCCUCAAAUAAUGUUAAACCCAAGUUAGCUUUCAGUAUCGACGCUUUGGUGGGAGCAGAAAAGUAUAUAAAACCAUCGCAAAAUGAACAAAUCGUCGAUAGGAAGGAGACGGGUGGCAGAACUUUAGACUAUCGAAUACAAGUGCCAAAUACGUUUGGUGACGAUCCUAAGGAACCUUUGGAAUUGCGGUAUAAACAUGAAAACGCAAGAGAAUCGGAAAAGUCACGCAAUAGUAACGACUUAGACGUAGAAACGCAUGAUGAAUGCAAAAGCCCUACCUGUGAUCCUUCGAUACAUUUAUCACCUGCUCAACGCGAUUCGUUGCUAUAUAGUGGUUCUGUUAGCACACCUUUGCAUUCACCCGCCGCUGAUGCCAUGAUCCCUGAUACGGAUCAGCAAAAGGUAAAAGCAGGCAUAGUGCUACAUAAUUUACCGCCCGGCUUAGUGAGGCCAUUUCCUUUGCCACCACCGCCGCCACCACCAUCGCAUUUAAACUUAAUACGACCGAUAACUAGUCCUCACGAAUCUAUAAACUCUCAAGGACCCCCACCACCUCCUGCUGCCACGCAUCCAGCAACUAUACCCCCUGGGGCUGGAGCCCCUAAUCCUCAUCUUUUGGCGGCGCAAUUUCAAAUGGCUGCUGUGCUGGCUCAUCAUCAACAGCAGCAACAGCAACAACAACAGCAGCAUCAGCAUCAAGCUGGUCUUGGACCUUUUCCACCACCACCAACGCCCGCAACUCAUUUGCCACACGCUCAUCACUUAGGUUUAUUUCCCAACACAUCCCAUCAUCCGCACGCCCAGUUCGGUAAUCCGCAUCUUAUCCGCGACACAUAUCCUUUGUAUCCGUGGCUAUUAAGCCGUCAUGGACGCAUAUUUUCGCACCGUUUCCCAGGAUUUCUGCUGCAACCAUUUCGGAAGCCGAAACGUGUACGUACAGCCUUCUCACCGACACAACUAUUAAAAUUGGAGCACGCUUUCGAAGAGAAUCAUUAUGUUGUGGGUGCCGAAAGAAAGCAAUUAGCACAAGGUUUAAGCCUAACAGAAACUCAGGUCAAAGUAUGGUUUCAAAAUCGCCGAACCAAACAUAAGCGUAUGCAGCAAGAGAGCGACAGCGAUACAAAAAGUCAAAAAGGCAGCACUUCAGGUGAUAAUGAGACCAACAAAUAUGAUGGCUCGCAGACUAGUUUCGAAGAUCAAGAUGAUUUAGACGACGACGCCGAAGAGAUGGAAGAUGAAGUCAUCGAUAUGGAUGAUUAUGAUGAACAUGGUGAUGAAUUAAGCGCCGAGGAACGUCAACGCUUAAACGAACACAUGCAAGAAAUCCAAAACAGACAUUUUGUACACAAUCAUAUGAUACAGCAACAGCAGCAACAGCAGCAGCAACAGCAGCAGCAACAGCAGCAGCAACAGCAACAUCAGCAAUUGCUGCAGCAUCAUCAUCAAUACAUUAUGCAACAACAACAACAGUUGCGGGAACAACAUCAGCAACAACAAUUUUAUAAUCAAAAUGAACAUCAAUCACAAUCACAAUUGACAGAAAAUCGCAAUCCAAAGCAUUAACUGUAGUUUUAAAAAAUAAACUAACAGUUAAAGUUGUUCAUUAAACCUCCCGAAUAACGAUUUGUAAUACGAAACUAUACCCGUGCGAACAGGUCAAUAUCUACAAAGUAAUUAUUGAAGGUGGUCAGCCCCUUACAGUGUCCGCUUCUCGCAAGCUGGCUCAAAGCUUCUUCUCUUCUUUACUGCAAGUAAGUUUCCUUAGUCGAAUUUAUUCAAAAUGAAUUUAAAAAUUCCGCUCGAAAGGCUAAUAAAUUAAUUAUCUUUGCAAAGUGUCGGAUCUAAAAGUGAAGCAUGAUGUUUUCGAACACAAGAAAUGUGAGCAAAGAAAUUUUCGGAUAUGAAAAGAGAAAGCUUUCGAUAGUUUUCCUAAAAGGCCCAGCAUCAAUAAAUAGCCUUGUUUUUCUUUCUUUUAAAUCGACGAAGCAAUUAUUUCGGUUACCUUGUGAUAACGCAUUUCAAGCUCACAGUCUGUAGUUUUCUCAUUUCAAGUUUGGUGUCAGCUGUUUUCUAUUAAUCUGUUCCUACAAGAAUAAUGACUUUUUAUGUAGGGACUAUUAUUAUCCUUGUCCGCGUUUCAACGAGAAUACUCGGCCGAUCGUAUUCAAAUGCCACGUGCCGUCCUUCAAUGAAGGACAGUCAAAGAAGUAUUCGAAUACGUUUACACAGAUUUCAGACGUUUUGUUUGUUUUUUUCGAAAGAUCGCAAAAGAUUGCUCGCGAUUCCCUGAGCGCGGAUAUUGCUAGCACCUUCUGUAGGGUAACGUCGCUUGUGAUAAACGCAUAGAAACGAUUGCUCGAAGAGUAUUUCUAUUGGGAUCCGCUGCAUUGCAUUUGAGCACGAUUUAUACGAUACUUGUGGAAACUUCAUCUGUCCUUCCUAAACACGAAAAAGUAAAAGAAUAUACAGUAAAACGCGAGAGCGUAUUUAUAUGAAUUUUUAUGAUGACGCCCGACGCAUUACAGAACGGCUGGGGAAGGAAGCGAUUGACUUGUCUUAACAAAGAUUUAACGCGUGUACAUGCACGCUAUUCAUAUUGACACGGAUUAUGCGCACCAGACCACAUCUUAUGAAGGGAGUGACACCAACCCAGUCGGUUUCAGUUCGUAAAAUAGAUGGUUAAAAAAUUUGUAAAGACCCUUAGCUCGUGUGUACUACUACAUGCUCAGAUUUCUAAUCUACAGAGGACGUGAAAACAGUGUGUUUAGUCCCGGUCUGAAAAAUAGGCAGGCCCUAGGUGAUCCAGAUGUGCACUGUUGUGCAAAUAUUUUGGAUGUGAUAUGCGAGUGCCUCUGAAAUCUCUUUACGGUCUUCAUGGUCGUUCCCUUCCUUUCCGUUUGUAAAGUUCCAAGGCUGAAUGAUAAAAGUCUGCUUUAGAAAGCUAUACAGUCCCAAUUCUGUGACAGUGACUCAGUACCUACUCUUAUUUAGUUUUUAAACAUUGAAAGCAUUGUUAUGGGAAAGGCAUUCUCUGCGAUUUAAUCGUCUUUUCUUAAACUUAAAAAAUCGAUCGCAACUGGCAUUUCAAACUUUAGAGUAGAAUUUAUAACAAAAUGGCUCUACAUUUUUUUAUCGUCAAAGUCAAAAAUAAAUCAUAAUAUUGUUGUUAUUGUCAAGGCACUACCCAACUGGCGACAAUUCAGUGUAAAAAGACACUGAUUACAAUCGCGUAAUAGUUAUCUCGCAGAUUCUUGAAUUAACAAAAAUGUCGAUCACUCGCAAAUCACACUGAAUGAAUGAUCCCUAUAAUCCCAGUAAGGUGUGACUUUUCACAAGAACUUGGCUUACGGUAAAAAGGUAAGGAACAGAACCAAAAGUUGGCCAGACAAACUCGCCAUCCAAAAUACAAAACUUUUGGAUUUUUGCCUAACGCCUGCCUAUGAAAGAGUCGGUAUUGACGGUUAAUAAGAACCUUAAUCCAAAGAAUUCCAAUUAUUACACUUUUUUUUGAUUUCAAAACAACUUCAAUUUCCUUGUGGGACGACACGGUGCAAAGAUUAAUUCCUUAGUAAGCGGUUCGUUCAGAAAAGCAGAAAAAAAAUGUAAAACGGAAGCAGAAAAACUAGAAUAUAGAAAAAAAAAAAAGUGGAAA
Molecule: messenger RNA, 4220 nt
Organism: Glossina fuscipes
Lineage: Eukaryota; Metazoa; Arthropoda; Insecta; Diptera; Glossinidae
Gene: E5
Product: histone-lysine N-methyltransferase 2D
Exons: 3
Coding region: 428-2131 (567 amino acids)
Biological process (GO): central nervous system development; brain development; regulation of DNA-templated transcription
Molecular function (GO): DNA binding; DNA-binding transcription factor activity, RNA polymerase II-specific
Source: RefSeq, a predicted model, not a curated record